CGUUUGUAGCUGUCUAGCACAUAAAACAAACGGAACACAGCCAUGGCAGAAGCUGAAAAUCAGGAGGAUGAGACACAACUGAACUUGGCCUACUUUUACACCCUGGACAAAAAAUUGCAACCCCCACGAAUGAAUGUCGUUUGGGAGCUGAGUUCCAAAGACCGAGACUUCGAAGCGGCAUCCAUGAGCAGAACGCCUUUGCGUUUCGUGGCGGUCAUUGACGAGAGUGGCAGUAUGAACAAUAAAGUGGGUGAGGAUAACAUGACGUUGAUCCAAAGAAUGAAGCUUUUUGCCGAGCUGAUGGUUCAAAACCUGAAGGAGGAUGACGAGAUGGGGAUCGUCACUUUCGCUACGGAUGUUCAAGUAAAACUACCGAUGACUCAGUUGAACGAGGAUGGGAAGGCUCAAGCUUUGGAGGCGAUCAAGACCCUGCGCACCCGUGGAGCAACUAACCUGAGUGACGGUCUCCUCGCGGCAUUAGAGAUGUUUCAGUCAGGGGGGUCAUUCCACAACGGAAUAGUUCUCUUCACGGAUGGGGCGGCAAACGAGGGCAUACGAAAUGCAGACCAAUUGAUAGAAGCGUUCAACGCGAAGAAAGCGUCCGUUUGUGGAGAGGCGUGUCUACCUAUCUCAACAUUCACAAUUGGACAAUACAGACCAGAUCUCCUAUACGAAGUUAGCCAGAAACUCGGCAGUGACGCGUUCUUCUGGCUCAGCGACGACAGCAAUUUCGAGGCCGACAUGAUGAUCCCCAUCUUCCUCCGCGAGACGUGCCUCGUUUCCAACGUCCGUGUAACUCUGCACGCGCUCCACGGACUCACAUUUGAGUUCAGGUCCAUGGGCAGCCCCUUGAUGACUGCUGAAACAUCUCAGCUGGAGACCGGAACAGAAGCGAAGUACUUCAUGCACGACAUUUCGGAGGACAUGAAAAAGCACAUCCCGUGUGUCCUGAAUCUGCCUGCCGACUGGGAAACGACUCUGCCGGGAAAUGACGCCAUGUCCGCCAUCGUCACAUACGUUGGAACCGACCACGUUGAGCGAGAGCUACACGCCCAAAUACCGUUCUACCAUGACACGGUGGAAGACCUGAUCAGGGAAGAGGCAAGUGAGCGAGACACCAAGCAAAGCGAUAACACCAAAGAAGGAAAUGUUUCUAUUCCAAAUCGAAAAGCAGGACACACAUCGCCCAGAAGCCAAGUUUCUGCCGUUAAUGACAGAGAAGAAGUUAAAUUUCCAAUGAAAACCACUAACACACACAAAGAUCCCUCGGUGAGCAAAGAUACCAUACAUGUCGCCAUACCAGACGCGUGCAGCUAUAUCAUCGCACACACGUCAGAUCUCCCACACCAGGAGUUAAACAAGGUCCAACGGGCAGAAAUCGCCAUCGUCACAACAAUGCAAGAAGAUAGUCGCGUCCUUACGGUGGACUCGAUAAACAAAGCUGCCACCUGGGUGAGACAAGGGAAAGACAAGUCGUGGGUACCACAUGCAACACACCAUCUUCAGGAAGGAAUUAACAUCAUCACCCAAAAGCAGGAUGAAGUGAAGACUCUGGUGAGUGCAGAAGCCAGCCUCCAGGUGACUGCUUUCAACACGUCGAUGAAGGAUAACCUGGACUUUUGUGUAUCCCUUCUGGAGCCGGAGAACUUUGACCCUAGUCACUGGGCACGAAUGAAGGCGAUGGCCUCGUCUCUAGCCAAUGAGACGCCGACAGCGGGGGCAGUGUUCGGCAAGAACAGACAGCCUUUCGUCCCACCAAAACUGGCCACAAAGAUCCAGAAAGUCACUGUCGAAGUCGCGAAGCAAAAGGGUCAUGACGUUCCUGAGCCGGAGCCGGAGCCGGAGCCAGAGCCGGAGCCGGAACCACCACCGCCGCCGCCUGCCCCUGCACCAGUUGUCAAGCCGAAACCCAAGAACAAGCCGAAGUCCCCAGAAACAGUGAAGAGGCUGUAUAGAGACGCCAAAAGUGCCAAGGCCGUGCGCAUAGCCAAGCCGUUUAAGAAUCAACAGUUCACCUUGUCUGAGAAACUCGUCGCGGGGAAGAUAGCCAAAAACUCAACGGAAACCAUCAAGGAACUUGUCAUUAAACAUGGGGGAACCCCCGUUCCUUUUGUACAGAAUUCCGUUCUGGUCUGCACCAAGGCUGAGUACGAUAAAAAGACUGGAAAAGUCAGGGACGCCAUCGCCAACAAGAUCCCUAUUGUGUUUGAAGAGUUCAUUUACGACUCCAUUAAGGCCAAGAAGAUGUUGGACAUCGAGGAUUACAUGUUUUAAUUUGUGAGGCUAAUCUAGCCGUGGAGUAUCUUUUUUAACUUUGGAAAUUGAGUUUUUAUAAGAAAUGCCAACAAGCCAGUUAAAGAAGCUCAGAUGGGUAAUUUUGCUGACAGAAUUUCAGUUCUAUUGAUAUUCAAGUAUUUUGGUAGGGAUUGAGAAGUGACUCUUUCAAUUGUCUGUAUUCUUAUUUCACGUACAAUUCUAUUUCAACGUCCAAAAAAGACAUAGAAUUGCAUCACUGAUACCUCUAUCACUAACUCCAAUUCAUAACCAGAAGUAAAUUGUCAGAGACGGUGCCUGUCAUCCCCUGCUGGUUUGAAUGUGCUAUAUUGGUGUGCAGUGAAUCAUGUCGAACUAAUCCCUAAGCCGUUUGUGACGUUUUGUUAUCUGAUGGGGAGGGGGGCACCUGUAAAUAAGCCAGUGUUGUACUGUAUUAUCUUAGCCGUGCUAACAUAAAUGCAAGUCAGACAAAAAUAAUGGCUAGAAUAGCCAAUGAAGAAUCCUUGAUUCACAUAUUGGUAAUGGUUAGCUGUUUGGGUAAGUCGUCAGGAAAUAGUGGGAUGCGUUUUCGUAUCAAACACAUAAUGCAAAGAAAAGCACAUACUUACCUUCUUUAAAAUGU
Branchiostoma floridae (Florida lancelet) is the source of this 2896-nucleotide messenger RNA. RefSeq lists its product as uncharacterized. The coding region runs from base 43 to 2274 and encodes 743 amino acids. NCBI's taxonomy places the organism in Eukaryota, Metazoa, Chordata, Leptocardii, Amphioxiformes, Branchiostomatidae. The transcript has 9 exons. The record is from RefSeq and is a predicted model, not a curated record.